This is a messenger RNA of Sardina pilchardus (European sardine), 2501 nucleotides long. RefSeq names its product guanylate-binding protein 1-like. NCBI's taxonomy places the organism in Eukaryota, Metazoa, Chordata, Actinopteri, Clupeiformes, Clupeidae. The coding region runs from base 183 to 2063 and encodes 626 amino acids. Gene Ontology annotation, molecular function: GTP binding; GTPase activity. The record is from RefSeq and is a predicted model, not a curated record. The transcript is spliced from 11 exons.
CCCCAUGUGUGCGUCUUCAGUGAAACCGUUACGUGUUUUAUAAGCAGCGCAGUCGGUUUCAUUUUCAUUCUGCGUCUGCACUGCGCGCUGAUCUGCCAUUCUGCAACAACUGAACGCCUGUAAAGUCUGAAUAUCUCCGGUCGACAAGAUCUUAAAGUUGUCCAGCCAUCUUAGAGCCAGCCAUGUCCAACGGUCCACCCCCCAUGGCAGCGCCUGUGUGCCUGAUUGAGAACACAGACAAGGGCCUGCAGACAGUGGAGUCGUCCCUCAACCUCCUGCGGGGGAUCCAGCAGCCCGUGGUGGUGGUGGCCGUGGUGGGGCUCUACCGCACCGGCAAGUCCUACCUCAUGAACCGGCUGGCCGGGAAGCAGUCAGGCUUUGCCCUGGGCAGCACCAUUGAGUCUAAGACCAAAGGCAUCUGGAUGUGGUGUGUGCCUCACCCCUCUAAACCAAAACACACGCUGGUAUUGCUUGACACUGAAGGACUGGGGGAUGUCGACAAGGGCGACUCAAAGAAUGAUGGCUGGGUCUUCUGCCUGGCUGUGCUGCUCAGUAGCACUCUGGUCUACAACAGCAGAGGCACCAUCGACAACGAUGCUGUAGAGAAACUGCACUAUGUGACAGAGCUAUCCAGUUUGAUCCAGGUCAAGUCAGCAGGUUCCAGUAAUGAUGAUGAAGACAACCCAGAUGAGUGUGAGUUUGUCUGUUUCUUCCCCAACUUCGUCUGGGCCGUUCGGGACUUCACUCUGGAAAGAAAGCUUGACAAUGAAGAAGUGAGUGAGGACAAGUACCUGGAGUUUGCCCUGAAGCUAAAGAAAGGUCGGAGUAAGGAUGUGAGGGACUACAACUUCACAAGAGAAUGUAUCCGAAACUUCUUCCCGACCCGGAAGUGCUUCACCUUCCCGUUCCCUACGGAGCCAAAGAAAAUGUCGCACCUGGACAACAUGGCUGAGGCCGACCUUGACCCGGACUUCCUGAAUGUCGCUGAGCGUUUCUGCAACUACAUAUUCACAGAGAGCCGAGUGAAGACUGUGAAGGGAGGCCAUAGCAUCACCGGCAGCCGAUUCAGCUGUCUUGUGAAGAACUACGUGGACACCAUCAAAGAUGACAAGGUUCCCUGUCUGGAGAAUGCAGUGAUUGCCAUGGCAGAGAUUCAGAACCACUCGGCUGUGAAGGAAGCUUUCCAGCUCUAUGAUCAGGGCAUGGAGAACCUGAAGAAGAACUUCCCCAUUGAUCUUGGACCUCUCUCGACGGAACACCAACGCCUCUCCACCACCGCUGAGAAGGAGUUCCUGAAACAGUCCUUCAAGGAUGAUGAGAAGAAGUUCAUAACCCAACUACAUGAGAAAGUGGCAAAACUCUACAAGGACCUGAUUACUCAAAAUGAGGACAAGUCAGAGGAGCUUUGCCGGAAGCUUCUCUCUGAUCUGUACGCGCCGAUGGCCUCCAACAUUCAGCAGGGCACCUACGCCAAUCCAGGCGGGUACAAAAUCUACUGCAGCGACCGAGAUGCCAUGGUGGCCAAGUACCAGCAACAUGGCAAUAAGGGCGUUAAAGCAGAGGAGAUGUUGAAAGAGUUUCGUGAGGAGAAGAGCACUGAGACCAAUUCCAUCCUGAUGGCCGAUAAGAAACUCACAGAAGCCGACAAAAAGAUGGCCGAGGCCCGUGAGCAGGCUGCAAUUCAGGAGCAGCAGGCCAAGGUGGUGGCACAGCGUCAAGAGGACCUGCAGCGCGCCCUGGAGGACGAGAAACGCAACCAGGAGGAGCGCUUGAGACACAUGGAGGAGAAGAUGGAGGAGGAGAAACACCUCCAGCGUGAGGAGCUGGACCGCGCCCUGGAGAGCAAACUGAAGGAGCAGCAGGAGAUGAUGGAGAAGGGCUUCAGGGACAAGGCCGAGAUCAUGAGUCAGGAGAUCGAGCAGCUCAAGAAGGAGAGGGAGAAGGAGAAGCAGGAGGAGGCCGACCCAGGGUUCUUCAAUAAAUACUUCAUGCCUGUGGCCAAGCUUGGCACAGACGUCCUCUCCUCAGCCCUUCAGUACAAAGCAAUGUCAAUGAUGAGAUAGACACAUUUUUUACAAUUUUACACCUUUGUACUUUAGUUAACCAUUGAUCUUAAAGAAAGUGAGUCUGACAUCUGGGCCGAACUGCCUCCUGGACAGGCCAGAUGAUUAGAGACCAUCUUAUCAUUAUUAAGUGCUACCAUUAUUUAGCUGAUUAGGCACUGAUUUAGAUGCAGGUUCAGCUCACCUUUACUAUAUCUUACUUGUUAUUCACAUUUUGCAGCACUGACUGCAGUAAUUGAUGCCAUUUCAUUGUUUGCCAUUUGAUUGAUUUGAUUGUUUUAAUUUUUAUUGUGAUUACAGUGCUAAGUUCCAUCCCUAUAUCUGAUGUCUGUUAUUUAGUCAAAGCGCUAAAUAGUUUUUCCUUUCUAAUGUGUUUGCCAUUUGAACUGUCCAUGAACAUUGAGAGUAACGUAGGUUUUGUGUAUGAUUAUUGUCCUC